GUUGGCAACAGUUGUGGCCAGCACGUGUACGCUGCACGUUGUUGCGGUGUUAUUUAAAUUAUUUGAGAGUUUUUAAAUAUUGUUUAAAAUGAUUUCCAACGAAAAGAGUUUUCCGCGUGGCGGAACAGCUAAUUUACAAACAAAUGGUGAAAACAUCACUGCAAAUAUCGUUUUUGGAGCUACCCAGAAAAAGGUAAAGAAAGUGCAGAAACCGAAAGAGAAACAAACAGACACGGAAAACAAUGAGCAGCUGCAAGUGUUCUCCGCGGAAACGCUCACAUUUGAUACACUCCAAGAGCAUAUGCUGGUGAUGGGCGUCGUCAAGGAUGCGGACGCCACCUCGCUGCAGAUUGCGCUGCCAGGUCGCAUGACGGCACGUGCUCUAGUGUCCGACAUUUCGGACGCGUACGCACGUGUGGCUCAGUCGUAUAUGGCCGGCGACAGCAGUGAAUAUCGUGGUCUGUCCGAGCUGUUCAGCGUUGGCCGCAUUGUCUAUGGACGCGCCACCAAAACCGAGAACCUGGAAAAGAAUCGCACAUCGCUAGUGCUGACCCUCAAGCCGUCGGAUGUGAAUAGCAGCUUAAGGCACACAAACAUCAAGAAGGGCUUCAUCUUUUCGGGUGCCAUUGAAGAGAUCCAGGAGCACGGCUGCAUCAUUGAGACGGGCAUUGAGGGACUCCAUGCUUUUAUGGCCAAUGCAGAGGCUGCCGAGAAGCAUCAUGUCGGAGAGUUGAUAUUUCUGAAAGUCAAGCAGAUUCAGCAUAAUGCAGAUCAGAGUACCUGCCAGUGUGUCAAAGUGGAACAGGAUCAACUGAAGAUUAAGAGUAAAAAUGAAACAAAUCUGGACUACAUACUUCCCGGCAGCAUUGUCAAGUUCAAGGUGACGAAACAGCUUAAGAAUGGACUGGAGGGCAACAUCAUGAACGAAUCUUUUCGCGGUUACAUCAAUGAGCAUCAUUUGGGCGAGGCUUUGCAUACACCAAAGGAUUACGAGAUUAACGAGGAGUACCUGGCACGUGUGCUCUAUGUGAUGCCCCUCACGAAGCUAGUGUACUUGACAUUUAACCUGGACAUCAGUGUCACAGCUGAGAGGCAGGAGAAGGAGGAAGGAGCCGACGAGGAGCAAUUGCUUCGAAAGGGAAGCAUUGUGGAGAAGGCACGUGUAUUGCGACAUGGUACCGGAGGAAUCGUACUGCUGCUCAACCAGAAAUACAAGGGUCUCAUUUCAUAUGGGUCCAUCAAGUCCAACUUCAAGGGCAACUACGAUCAGGAUGUGGUGCUAUCCAAAUACACGCGCAAGAGCAAACACAGUGUCCGUGUGCUCGGAUAUGAUGUCGUCGAGGCGCUCUACUACUGCAGUGACGAUCCCAAUGUGCUGAACGAGAAGCAGUACACGCUGGAGGAUCUUCAUGCCGGUGACAUCGUUUCCGCUCGCAUUGUCAAGUCGGAGUCGAAGAUUGGCGGCUAUUGCGUUAAGAUUGGCAAGGUGAACGGCAUCAUUGAGCAACUGCAUCUGGCACCGAAUAUACGCUACGAGGUGGGACAACGUCUGCGCUGUCGUGUCCUUGAUAUAUCCGUGGACCGAAAGAUUUGCUACCUGAGCAAUCGCAGCGAGUAUUUGAGCAAGGGCGUCAAGCUGCUGACCACGUUGGAAGCGGCUCAAGCCGGCAAGGUCUAUACCGGCAGCGUGGUCAAGUGCGAGUCCAACUUUGUGCUGGUGAAGUUUUGCAACGGCAUCAAGGGAGUCCUGCACAAGCAACGUGUCAACGGAAUGAUGGAGAACUCCUUUUUCGAAGGUCAAACAACCAAAUUUCGCAUUGCCGGUCGCAACGUGGAACAGGUGCUCCUCACGUUGCCCGAGGACAAGUUCCAGCUGGGUGAAAUAUGUCCCGUGGAAGUGACAAAUGCGUUGGACUCCGGUCUGGAAGUUAAAAUCACAUUUGCCAGCGAUGACUUUGAUGAGUCACAAGCAGAGGAUGAGCCACAAACUGAAGAGUUUGUUGGUCUGGUUCCACUUCGCUUGCUCUCGGAUUACGUGGAUCUGCAAUCUGCACAGAAACGCAUUCAUCCCGUCGGCACACACACGGAUGCCGCCUGCAUCUUGCAAAACAUCUUCAGUCUGCGCGAAGUUUCCUAUUUCUCGGAGAAUAUAACAAAGGAUUGGCAAACUGUCCAAGUGGGCGACGUUCUACGCGCCCAUGUGAAGCAUGCCAGCGAGCAGAUUGUGGAGCUGCUGCUGCCUGUGAGGAACUACAACAAGCUGGUCAAGUUGCACAUCAAGAUGUUGUGCCUGAGCACGGUGCGUGGCGUCCCUGUCCUGCUGGAGCCGGAUCAGCUGCUGUACGUUAAGGUGCUCAGCAAGGAGGUGGAAACCAAAACGCUGACCGUGUCCGCCAAAUUGACAGAUGUCUGGAGUGGCCAGCUCACGGACACAGCUAAACUGGUAGAGAGCUACCUUGAUGAAGUGUCGCAGAUUAAGCGAACUCUUAAAAUGAUGUCCGCAGCCAUUGCCAAGUUCACGGUUGGCGACACGGUUAAUGUUCUAUUUAAGGGCAUCAAUCCGACGACCAAUGAUUGGGUCUACACUGUGGAUGGUGACACAACAAUUACUGGGCUGAUGGUUAACAGCUUGGUGGGAACAGGAGCUGCUCCCGAGGUGGGCAGCAAACAGCCAGCUGUCAUCUUGUGGAUCGACUAUGCCAACGAUAUGCUGCUGAUUAGCAACAAGAAGCGGGAUAUUGAGCACAUUAGCAGCAGCAACAACGAGUUGCCUCCAAACUUAGUGGCCAAGUCGGGCAUGAAGGCCAAGGUGCUGCUCAAGCUGGACAGCAUUGUGGUGUGUUCAUUGAAGAAAGGUGGCACCAAUCCGUUGGUAUUUUGUCCGCUCCGUUUGCAUCCCAAUGAUGUGGAGAACUCCGCCAGUGCUUCAUUGCGACAGGGCGACUUUUGUAACCUGGCCUUCAUUCACGACAAGUUGCCCAUUGCCGUGCCCGAGACCGUGUGGAAGUUGUGGAAGGGUGUCAAACGUCCUGCCAUUGUCGAAGAUGAGAGAGAGGCCGUCAAGCCAAAGAAGGCCAAACUGGAGUCCAAUCCGCCAACUAAGGAUAUCAAUGGUAAAAAAGUAAAAGCCUUGCCUUUGCAAAAUGGAAAGAAGGCUAAUGGUCAGCUCUUCUUCGAGGACAAGAAGCCUUCAAAGGCGAAUAAUCAGAAACCCAAUGCAGUCGACGAAGCGACUGCAAAGGCACGCCUUCCUGGUAUCUCCAGUUUCUGGGAUACAGACCUCAGUGCAUUGAAUGGCAAGCGACAAGAGAAAGAAUCCAGCGAUGAGGAUGAGGACGAUGCAGCUGCAGAAGCGAAUGAGACCAGUGCCAGUAAAAAGAAACGGAUGAGUGCCAAGGAAAAGGCCAAGGCAGAAGUCAAGGAGGAGCAGCGUUUACGUGAGAUCGAAGAGCGCAAUGCAGAUCCCAAUCAGCGACCAGAAACCAUUGAUCAGUUCGAACGCCUGGUGCUGUCAGAGCCCAACAGCAGCAAAUCCUGGAUACAGUACAUGAGCUUCCUUCUAUCAAACACAGAGAUUGACAAGGCACGGGAAAUUGCACGACGUGCCAUCAAAACGAUUACGUUCCGUGAGACCAAGGAGCUGCGUAACAUGUGGACUGCACUCAUCAACCUGGAGCUUAGCUACAAUUCAUCCAAUUUCGACGAGGUGCUAAAGGAGGCACUCAACCACAACGAUCCACUGGAAACGUAUCUAAGCCUCGUUGAAGUGCUCAAAUCGCACAAUCUCAAGGAGCGUCUGAUAAAUACAAUUAAUCUGAUAACGCGCAAAUUCCGAACGGAACUGCAGGUCUGGCGGGUGUCUGCUGAUGCCUACUUCUGGAUGGGCAUGACCGAUCGGGUGCAGCCAACACUACAGCGAGCACUUGGCGUUCUGCCCAAGAAUCAACACAUCAAUUGCAUUGUUGCCUUUGCCAAACUUUACGCCCAGCACAAUGACAACGCGAUGGCCCAAACUCUCCUUGAUGACAUUGUCACAUCGUAUCCAAAACGAAUUGACAUCUGGGUGUUGUACGUUGAUAUGCUUAUCAAAUGUGGACUCAUUGAAUCCGCCAGAAAUGUCCUGGAGCGUGCGGUGUUGCAGAAACUACAACCAGAUAAAAUGCUCGUCAUUUACAAAAAGUAUCUGGACUUUGAGCAGAAACACGGCACGGAGAUGAAUGCGGCAAGGGUUAAACAGCUGGCGGAGCAAUACGUACAGAGUCAAAAUAAAGCGCCCAAAUAAGCGAUUUGACAAUCUAAAAAGUUGAGAAUCACUUAAGUUCAUAGCGUAUAAUCCAAGUAGAGAAUCCCGCUUACAAAUAACAAAACUAUUUGGAAAAUACUGUAGAUCUGUUUUAGUUUUGUUGAUACUUUAUUCUAUAUAAUCUAUAUUUAAAUGAAGUGUGUGAUUCUUGGAUGCUACUUUUUAAAUAGUAUAUGUGUGUAAUAUAUAUAUAUAGAAAUACAUACAAUUUUGUUGCGGCCACGCUACGGUUUCCGUCUACAUGGAUAAAUGUAGCGGCAACUUCGCAGAACGUGUGCUACACAAUAGAAAAAA
Molecule: messenger RNA, 4597 nt
Organism: Drosophila innubila
Lineage: Eukaryota; Metazoa; Arthropoda; Insecta; Diptera; Drosophilidae
Gene: Rrp5
Exons: 5
Coding region: 89-4282 (1397 amino acids)
Biological process (GO): rRNA processing
Cellular component (GO): nucleus; small-subunit processome; nucleolus
Molecular function (GO): protein binding; RNA binding
Source: RefSeq, a predicted model, not a curated record